AAAGCGCACCGACCUCUCCGCGGAGCGCAAAGGAAAAUGUUGCGCUUGUCUUAAGGCUUCUCGGACGUUUGGAGCAGAUCAGAGACAAGAGCCUCGUUGUUCUGCAUCAUUUUUGUUUGACCCAGAACAAAGCAUCAUCAGGCGCAGAUGCAUCCAUGGAUUUCUCCGGGCAAAUAACGACCGUCCUCCUGCUGGGGAUCCUCGCAGCGCAAGGCUGUUUUGCAUCUAAAGCUGAGGACAGAUUGUUCCGAAGGCUGUUUCGAAGGUACAACCAGUUCAUCCGACCAGUGGAGAACGUCUCUGAUCCAGUUACUGUGGAGUUUGAGGUGUCUAUAUCUCAACUGGUCAAAGUGGAUGAAGUGAACCAAAUUAUGGAAACCAACCUGUGGUUGAGACACGUGUGGAAUGACUACAAACUGAAAUGGACUCCAGUUGAUUAUGAUGGGAUUGAGUUCAUACGAGUUCCAUCCAACAAGAUCUGGAGGCCAGAUAUCGUCUUGUACAACAACGCUGUAGGUGAUUUCCUCGUGGAAGACAAAACCAAAGCCUUGCUGAAAUUUGAUGGCACCAUCACUUGGGUUCCCCCAGCUAUAUUCAAAUCCUCCUGCCCGAUGGACAUCACUUACUUCCCCUUUGACUACCAGAACUGCUCCAUGAAGUUCGGCUCCUGGACCUACGACAAAGCCAAGAUCGACUUAGUGCUCAUUGGCUCAAAGGUGAACCUAAAGGACUUCUGGGAAAGUGGGGAGUGGGAGAUCAUUGAUGCACCCGGGUACAAGCACGACAUCAAGUAUAACUGCUGUGAAGAAAUCUACCCAGACAUCACCUACUCCUUCUACAUCCGCCGCCUGCCUCUCUUCUACACCAUCAACCUCAUCAUCCCCUGCCUCCUCAUCUCCUUCCUCACCGUGCUGGUCUUCUACCUCCCGUCAGACUGUGGGGAGAAGGUCACCCUGUGCAUCUCGGUCCUGCUGUCCCUCACCGUGUUCCUGCUGGUCAUCACUGAGACCAUCCCCUCGACGUCGCUCGUCAUCCCUCUGAUUGGCGAGUACCUUCUCUUCACCAUGAUAUUUGUAACGCUAAGCAUCGUCAUCACCGUCUUUGUCCUGAACGUGCACUACCGUACCCCCAUGACUCACACGAUGCCCGAGUGGGUCAGGAUGGUGUUCCUUGGGGUGUUACCCAGAGUGAUGCUGAUGAGACGGCCGAUUGACCAGAGCUGCUCAUCGCCUGCCAGAGUUACAGGAGGGACAGGAGGAGGAGGAGGAGGCAGCAGAGGUUUCAAGAUGAGAAAGAACAGUGUGGGAGGAGCGAGCAGCUCAGGAAGUGUGAGUGUUGGUGGUAUAACUGGAGGGGUAGCAUGUCCAACUCUGGAUAGUGGCUCAGGAGGAGGAGGAACCUCCUCAGCUGGUGGCUCGAUGAACUGUGUGGAAUAUGGAGAGAUAAACCGUGACUUGAAACGAGACAUGACCAGGAGGUUCCCCUAUAGAGGGAAGGAGGUGCCAACUCCUGUUCCACCCCCGAUGGUGCCACCGCCUCUACCCCAGGUACCUCCAACACAGGGGCCCUCAGAUUCUGAGCUUCCGAAGGUACCAAGGCCCCUGAACGCCUCAUCGCCAGUCAACGCGGUGGUCGCCUUUUCUGUAGUGUCACCAGAGAUCAAGCAGGCCAUCGAGAGUGUGAAGUACAUCGCAGAGAACAUGAGGACUCGCAACAAAGCCAAGGAGGUGCUCCAUGAGUUUCUGCUUCUUAUGUUAUCUCCCAGUUAG
Molecule: messenger RNA, 1769 nt
Organism: Nematolebias whitei (Rio pearlfish)
Lineage: Eukaryota; Metazoa; Chordata; Actinopteri; Cyprinodontiformes; Rivulidae
Product: neuronal acetylcholine receptor subunit alpha-3
Exons: 7
Coding region: 156-1769 (537 amino acids)
Biological process (GO): chemical synaptic transmission; monoatomic ion transmembrane transport; regulation of membrane potential
Cellular component (GO): synapse; neuron projection; postsynaptic membrane
Molecular function (GO): acetylcholine-gated monoatomic cation-selective channel activity; transmembrane signaling receptor activity
Source: RefSeq, a predicted model, not a curated record